Messenger RNA from Electrophorus electricus (electric eel), 1994 nucleotides. Lineage: Eukaryota; Metazoa; Chordata; Actinopteri; Gymnotiformes; Gymnotidae. The record is from RefSeq and is a predicted model, not a curated record.
UACUGGAGCUGGAGGAAAGACACCAGACAACCCCUCCUCUCCCUCAUUUACAUCUUCCAGAUUUUUACACUUAGUAGAUUGUUUUACUACUAGGAUAAUUCUCUAAUGUGGGUCCUUUGAUGAACUGAGAGAAGAUGGCAGACAAAGAUAUUGACUUUAUGCAAGCCUGUGGAUCUCUGUCAGAGCCCAUGGAAAAACUUGAAGCAUUACUUAUUGAGGAAGAAGAUGAAGACUACUUUGAAGACUGCCUGGAGGAGAUUGAGGCUGCCCUUACAUUUCCUGGCGCUUCCAUGACCUAUGCAGCAACAAUUCAGGAAUCUCUGCAGACUGAAUUCAAUGGACUCAUGAGGCAGAUGUUGGCACAGCUAGACAACUUUGAUGCCACCCAUGAGACCAAAUCUACUUCACCAACGUGUUUCACAGAAAGAGAGAAUAUGUUAGUAAGAAAUGACUUUAAGGACACUGGUGAACGUGAAGGCUGCUUUUCAAAGAUAUCCAUGGCAAUAGAUGAACCUGUAUUCAGCAUUGUUGAAGCCAGUCCAGCGCCAUCUACAACCAUAGGGAUAAAGGAGCUUGGGAGAGCACUGGAUGACUGCAUUGAGGAGGUGAGCCACUUAGAGAGCAGAAGAGAUGAGCUAGUGAAAGAGUUCCUGGAGUUGGAAAAGCCAAUGUUAGAGGAGGUGGAGGCUUUGAGAGCUGAACUGGGAGAUGCCCAGAGCCUCCUGUCCAAGGCCAGGCUGGAGAGGCAGGGUCUGCAAGAGGAGAUGCGUUUGCUCAAACGGAGCUUGUUUGCUGCUGCAAGGGACUGUGCACAGAGCCAAGUGGCCUUGCUGAUACAACAGAAAGAAGUGGAACAGUUCAACCAAGCACAGGAAGAGAUGCAGGCCCAUAUAGGGAAGCUGACUGAAGAGAUAACCCAUCUUAAUUUUGAACAUCAGAGCCAGCUGAAAGUCCUGCAAAAUCAGAAGGACAGCAUUACCCAGGGGUCCAGCAAGGACAUAACACGCUCAUACCUGUCCCAGGGGCGACGGGCCUCUAUCGACCUGCAGCAGUACCUCCAGGAGGGCAUCAAAUCACUCGAGGAGUGGUAUGAGCCACGGCUGGUGGCCUUACUGAAGAGACGAGAGGCCAGUGCUGAUGCUUUGAGCAAGUCCAGGGAACUGUGCCAGGAACUGAAGGCUCAGCUGGGACCGCUGUUUGACGAAGAGAAGAGGCUAGCACUGCAGAGGGCCCGUCUGGAGGAGCGCAUCCGUCUAAUGGAGAAGCAGAGGAAAGAAAACGUGGAGCAAUACCGAGAGACAAUAGAUCUUCUAGAGGAAAGUAGCAGAGAACUGAAAACUGAGCUUCAGAUCAAAAUAAAUAAGAUCAAAGAGAUGGAGACGCUGAAGAAUGGACUGGCAAAACAGCUAUACUUCUAUAGAAAGAGCACAGAGGGACAGCACCAAGACAUCCUAUUGAUGGGAGAGAAAACUUGAUCAGUAAAGAUUAAUUUCCAUUUGCAUUAGACACACAAAUGUCAAAAAGCUUUUUUCUACACUAUGCAGAAUAAUCACAACUGUUUCAUUUUUUUAUGUAAACAAUGCCUUAUCAAGCUACCAGAUUAUAAACAUGCAUGUGGAUGCUCUGUACAAAUACUCAUAAGUAGCCAGUGGGUAGCAUGAAAAAUAUACCAGGACUCAAUCUCUUCACAUCCAAGAGAUGUGUAGCAGACUGUCCAGCUUUUUGCCUAACCAUUUACCCCACUCAGAAUUGACAGCAAAGUGAGUCAGACAGAAGAGAAUACAAGUAUGAGCGCUGGUGAUUAGCCUUUUUAACCAUAAGGCAAGAGCGAGAAGAUGGGAGAGAACAAGGACAUAUUUGGGCAUCAAGCUGAAACGCUCACAUGCUGACAGAAUGAGGCUGGGCAGGUUUAGAUACGCAGCUAUAAGAUGGAUGAAGCACUUUAUUACCAGUAUGAACAUAAACAAGAAUUAAAUAAACCAGAUACAUUUUGA